This is a messenger RNA of Xiphophorus hellerii (green swordtail), 2037 nucleotides long. RefSeq names its product transmembrane protease serine 9-like. Gene Ontology annotation, biological process: proteolysis. Gene Ontology annotation, molecular function: serine-type endopeptidase activity. Bases 78 to 1982 code for a protein of 634 amino acids. The record is from RefSeq and is a predicted model, not a curated record. The transcript is spliced from 15 exons. Lineage: Eukaryota; Metazoa; Chordata; Actinopteri; Cyprinodontiformes; Poeciliidae.
CUGCUGUCCCGUCCAAUCAUAUCGCUCCACUGCUGUAUAAAAGCAGCGGGCCCAAAGGGAGUGGACAUGAUCGAGCCAUGGCUUUCCUGUGGAUCCUCUCCUGCCUCGCCUUCGUCGGCGCCGCCUACGGUUGCGGCUCGCCUGCCAUCACUCCCGUCAUCACCGGUUACGCCCGCAUUGUGAACGGUGAGGAGGCUGUGCCUCACUCCUGGCCCUGGCAGGUGUCUCUUCAGGACUACACUGGCUUCCACUUCUGCGGAGGCUCUCUCAUCAACGAGAACUGGGUGGUGACGGCUGCUCACUGCACUAUCAGGACCGGCGACCGCGUGGUCCUCGAAGAGCACGACCGCUCCUCCAACGCAGAGAGCAUCCAGGUGAUUUCUCCCGGCCAGGUGUUCAGACACCCCCAGUACAACAGCUUCACCAUCAAUAACGACAUCACCCUGAUCAAGCUGUCCAGCCCCGCCCAGCUCAACAUGCGGGUUUCCCCCGUGUGCCUGGCUGAGUCCUCCGAUAACUUCCCUGGAGGCAUGAUGUGUGUGACCUCUGGCUGGGGUCUGACCCGCUACAACGCCCCCGACACCCCCGCUCUGCUGCAGCAGGCCGCUCUGCCCCUCCUCACCAAUGCUAACUGCAGCAAUUACUGGGGCAGCAGCAUCACCGACCUGAUGAUCUGCGCCGGAGCGGCCGGAGCCUCCUCCUGCAUGGGUGACUCUGGAGGUCCUCUGGUCUGUGAGAAGAACGGAGCCUGGACUCUGGUGGGCAUCGUGUCCUGGGGCAGCAGCACCUGUAGCACCAGCACUCCGGCUGUCUACGCCCGCGUCACCGAGCUGCGCGCCUGGGUCGACCAGACCAUCGCUGCCAACUGUCUAGGAGCACGGAUGAAAACACAGAGGACUAAGCUCAGGGGGCUCAGAGUACCGUUAGAGGUUAACACACAAGCGCUGGAGAACCGGCCGCCCGCUCCUCUUAUCCUGGUGGUGAUGAUGCCGAUUAUGCACAGGUGCGCGGGGACCACCCUCCAACAGACCACAACCUCAUGGCUCCUCCUGGUGGAAGAAGAAGAAAGCUCCCCACAAGACCAGACUCCAGCACCCAACAAAAGAGAUGUCCCUGCUGUCCCGUCCAAUCAUAUCGCUCCACUGCUGUAUAAAAGCAGCGGGCCCAAAGGGAGUGGACAUGAUCGAGCCAUGGCUUUCCUGUGGAUCCUCUCCUGCCUCGCCUUCGUCGGCGCCGCCUACGGUUGCGGCUCGCCUGCCAUCACUCCCGUCAUCACCGGUUACGCCCGCAUUGUGAACGGUGAGGAGGCUGUGCCUCACUCCUGGCCCUGGCAGGUGUCUCUUCAGGACUACACUGGCUUCCACUUCUGCGGAGGCUCUCUCAUCAACGAGAACUGGGUGGUGACGGCUGCUCACUGCACUAUCAGGACCGGCGACCGCGUGGUCCUCGAAGAGCACGACCGCUCCUCCAACGCAGAGAGCAUCCAGGUGAUUUCUCCCGGCCAGGUGUUCAGACACCCCCAGUACAACAGCUUCACCAUCAAUAACGACAUCACCCUGAUCAAGCUGUCCAGCCCCGCCCAGCUCAACAUGCGGGUUUCCCCCGUGUGCCUGGCUGAGUCCUCCGAUAACUUCCCUGGAGGCAUGAUGUGUGUGACCUCUGGCUGGGGUCUGACCCGCUACAACGCCCCCGACACCCCCGCUCUGCUGCAGCAGGCCGCUCUGCCCCUCCUCACCAAUGCUAACUGCAGCAAUUACUGGGGCAGCAGCAUCACCGACCUGAUGAUCUGCGCCGGAGCGGCCGGAGCCUCCUCCUGCAUGGGUGACUCUGGAGGUCCUCUGGUCUGUGAGAAGAACGGAGCCUGGACUCUGGUGGGCAUCGUGUCCUGGGGCAGCAGCACCUGUAGCACCAACUCCCCCGGCGUCUACGCCCGCGUCACCGAGCUGCGCGCCUGGGUCGACCAGACCAUCGCUGCCAACUGAGCGUGCUCAGCGGUCGGCCUCGCUUCUAGCCUGAUCUUCAAUAAAACACAGAAAC